GCGCACGAGGACAGUAAACGUUCUUCUCAACCCACUGCGCUAGACCAGCGAUUUACAAAACAUGUGUGCUGGCCACAUUUAUUGUUUUACAUACUGAUUUGGAUCCGCAUAGUUAUGUGUAUCUACGUGCACAGCCUGGGUAGGGCUGAAUAAUCAACAGCAGUAUUGACUCAUGUAAACAAAACAACUAGUUAAAUGAACGUUUAACAAGCGGCUUUCGUGCUCUCUUCGCCAUGGCCCAGCCUGCUGAAAAAGCGUACUAUCGCUUCGUGGUUUUGUUUUUCAACUGUCUGCUCACGUUUGGGUCGUACUUUUGCUUCGACAUCCCCAGUGUACUGCAGGACCAGUUCCAAGGGAACUUGACAUGUAGUAAUACCACAGUGAUCAAUGGCACAGUGGACUGUGUGGAAGGACUGGGGAUGACCCCUCAGGAGUACAACCUGCUGUAUGCUAUCUAUGCAUGGACGAAUGCAGUGGUGGUGAUAAUGGCAGGGUUCCUGAUUGACAAGCUGGGAAACCGCUUCGGGGUCUUUCUUUUCUCCUUCCUAUGUGUGCUGGGCGCCGCCAUCUUUGCUCUGGGCUCUCACUUCAAAGGGACAGAAUACCUGCUGCCCCUCAUGCUCACUGGACGACUGCUGUUCGGCUCAGGGAACGGAUCCCUCACCAUUGUCCAGAACCGCAUCACAGCCUUCUGGUUCCGGGGGAAGGAGUUGGCCCUGGCCUUCGGUCUGACGCUGGCCUUCUCACGCCUGGGGUCUGUUCUCAACUUCUUCCUGACCCAGAAGUUUGAAGCGCAAUACGGCAUGCAGUGGACCUUAUGGGGAGGUGCUUUCUUGUGUGUCCUGGGUUUCCUUUCGGCCAUCACAGUCAGCAUCCUGGACAAGGUAGGCAUGAAGCAGUUGGGACUGGACGGGGCCAUCCAGGAAGAGUCACGCAAAGUGAGGGUGCAGGAUGUGAAGCUCCUGUCUCUGCGGUACUGGCUGCUGGUUCUCACCAUCAUGUUCUUUUACAAUGGCAUCUUCCCCUUCAUUGCUGAUGCCAGUAAGUUCAUUCAAGAUAAAUACAGUGGCUACAGUCAGAAGGAGGCUGCCUACAUCGCUGGUGCUGUUUAUGACAGCUCCCUAAUCCUGUCAGCCAGCGUGGGCAUUCUCAUCGACUGCGUGGGCUUGCGUGGGGUCUUUGCUUUGUUGUGUGCUGUCCUCACACUGCCUGUGUUCGGUCUCCUGGCCUUCACCUUCGUCCCCCCCCUCGUCUCCACCAUCUGGCUCGGAGUCACCUACUCCUUCGCUGCUGCAAGUAUGUGGCCCUCUAUUCCCCUGGUGGUCCCUCAGGCAACUCUGGGGACAGCUAUGGGGCUUGCCACUUCAGUACAGAUGAUUGGUAUUGGUGUGUCUAAUCUUGUAGUCGGGCAGAUUUUGGGCACCAAGUCUAGCGAUGCUAAGAUUCCUUUGUGGCGUUGGCAGAGGAUGAUGAUCUUCAUGCUGGCUAACACCAUUGCCUGCAUCGUCACCUCUGUGCUUCUCAACAUCGUGGACCACCGCCAGGGUGGAACUCUGAAUAAGACCACCAAGAGAUCUGGGGCCCCACCGCCACUCACCAGUGGACCCAGCGACCAAGAACCACUGGUACAGGGAGAAGAAGGCCCCGACGAGAGAGAGGAAGAGUCGGCUCGAUCUCCCUCUGUCAACAGCUCCUAAUGUUUUUGGUAGUUGUCAGGAUUCCGUCUCAGAUGUUGUAAAUGUUCUGAAUUAUUGUAUCUGACGGAUAUAUUAUUCCCAUCUAUGUGCCAGUAUACCUUACCCUGUGUUUUAGUUGUUUUUCAAUUUGCUUUCUCAUGGCAUGCUAGUUUCAGAUGGCUCCAAACAGGAAUUACAUAACAGGAAUUACAUAAGAAACACACACCUUAGAAAUGUCAUCCUCGCCUCACUGUUGUGCCUCUGAGAAGAUGAAUUAUGUUUUCUUAA
Messenger RNA from Osmerus eperlanus (European smelt), 1964 nucleotides. RefSeq names its product major facilitator superfamily domain containing 1-like (gene mfsd1l). Gene Ontology annotation, biological process: transmembrane transport. The transcript has 13 exons. Bases 234 to 1697 code for a protein of 487 amino acids. The record is from RefSeq and is a predicted model, not a curated record. Lineage: Eukaryota; Metazoa; Chordata; Actinopteri; Osmeriformes; Osmeridae. Gene Ontology annotation, molecular function: transmembrane transporter activity.